Xenopus laevis (African clawed frog) is the source of this 860-nucleotide messenger RNA. RefSeq names its product borealin-2 (gene cdca9.L). The transcript is spliced from 7 exons. NCBI's taxonomy places the organism in Eukaryota, Metazoa, Chordata, Amphibia, Anura, Pipidae. The coding region runs from base 214 to 759 and encodes 181 amino acids. The record is from RefSeq and is a predicted model, not a curated record.
AGUUGAAAAUGAGCCAACAGGAAGCUCCUGCCUAGAACCUGUUAGUGGGUGUGUCCUAUUACCAAGUCCUUAGUUGCUUUAAUAAAGCCCACAUGAAGAUGUAUUGAGGUUUGCUCUUGCAUAUGAGAAAAAUGCCACCCAAGAGGAACAGAAAGCGGUUAGGUACUCGGGCUGAAGGAAGUGGAGACUCUGGGGUUGGGAUGUGUGAAAGGAAUGAUGCAGUGCAGGAGCAGAAGAAAGAGAAGAUCAGACUGUUCAUGCAGGACUUUGUGCAACAAGCUUGACUGUUCCGUUGAUGAAUUAUCGGAGCCAAAACUAGUCAGGAAAAGCAGUAAGAAGGUUAAGGUCACCACAAACGUAGAAUAUCAGGAUGAUGUGAGAACAAAAGUGAUGACGACCACAGCAAAGAACAGGACUGUACAAAAGGUGCCAAAAAGCAAAUCUAUGCUUUCACUUACUGGUAAAAACAGCAAGAAAACUACCACUCUAACCAGGACAGCAAUAACUCCACUAUCUCGUUCUGCCCGGAGCGAUGUUAUUUUCACCUUUGGAGACAAUGCGUUUUUGGAUGAAGAUGUCCCUUUUGUCAAGAUACCACUGGCUGAUGGGCAGACUGUGUUUUCAGCUGGAGAUGAUUUGGACAAUCUAAACAUGCAGUUACUAAGAGGAGAUACAGUGCAGCACAUUCACAACCUGGUGGGCCAGCUAACCAACAUAUGUGCCAAAGCUUCCAAUCAGCAGCAUGGGAAUCCCCUCUGACUCUGAACGAAGAAUCUUUGACUCAAUCCACAAAUUCUGCAAAGUAUUAAUAUCUACUUUUUAUCUGUAAUGGUUUGUGUACUAAUAAAAACACACUUUGA